AUGCAGGAACCCAGUUCGCCUGUCCAGGCGGUCGCCCCCGACCAGACAGCUGCAGCAUCCGCUCCCGUUCCUGCCAGGACCGCGUCUUCCCCCACGCCGCUCGAAUCAUCACCAGACACGAAUGGCAAGCAGACGGAAACCGCAAAUCCUACACCCAAGACAUCCGAUGGCGAGGACAAACAGACCGCGGAACCGCAAGAGGAAUCUUCUUCUGUGCGGGUGGUGGAAGCGGUGCGACCAUCCACUGGAAUUGUCAAGGGCAGCAAGGCCGCCCUGCCAUCUGACAACCGGUCUUCCCGCAGCCUGAAGUCACCCCGCAGCAUCCCCAGCAUAGUCGUGGACGAUGCAGCGUCUCGUCCCAGUUCACGGUGGUCAGAACGCAAAUGGGGCAUCCUGAAAGGUAGAAAGUCUACUGAGUCCGAACUGAGACCACGGCCCGCGCCACCGGCGGAAACGUCUUUCCAAGGAAUCGAGCUGAGUAUACCAACAGGAGGGUUGGACGACUUGACAGUGGAUUCGAUGGAAUUCUCCAAACGGGGUAGCCUCCUCAAUGAGCAGCAAUCCGUAGCGCCAUCUACGUCGGCGUCGAACGAGCCCCCAACGACGGUUUCGACUGCUUCACCGCGCAAAAGGGCGGCGAGUUCCCUGCGUGUCAGGCAAUCGGUCUAUUCCACACGUGCGAUUUCUGCGGAUGAGGAUAUGUUGUCACGACGGGUGAGAUUGAUGUACGAGAGAGGCGAAGAGGAUGUGAGCGACGCGGACGUGAGUAGAGCAAUGGCUCAGGAGAAUGGUGUCCUCUGGGAAGAACCCAGUCCGACGGAAGACGGGACAGAUGCCGUAUCCGAUAGGAACGCGUCUACAACAGAUUUCAGGAGUGUUUCGUCCAUCGGUACGAAGAGCGCCAUCAAGCGGGAAGCCCACGAGCUGGCUGGCGGCAUCGAGGAUUGGCAGAAUCUCGAAGCAGGUGACGUUGACAGAUACGGCUUCAUCAUCCCACGCGCCACAAAAGACAGCCAGGAGCCCUGUGCCGAUGCGCAUCCUAUGCAACGGGUGUCAACAAGUUUGCUAAUUGCCUCAGAAACGCCACGGCGGAGACACAUACUCAUGCGUGCCCCGUCAUCAAUCAGAAGCAGCCGGUCUCUCACAGGAAAGUCACCCACACGCAACGGCAGCAGACACUCCGUGUCGUCAAAUCGGCCGAACUCUUCUCAAAGCGCGUAUAGUCCGUCCCUCAGGAGAUCACCGUCGAAAUUUCGAUACGCAGCAAAUCGUCUCCCGCACAAUAAAGACCGUCGAUUCAGAGAUGAGGCAGGUGAUAUGCUAACGCUUCCAUUUGAAGUUCUGGAGGCCAGUCAAGACACCCCCGCAACCCUGGCGAUGAAGAGAAAGGAUCCAUCAGCGGACGAGCUUAUUCAGGCAUAUCAUGAGUUCCAGGAGAUGUCGUCCCCGGACGACGUCCAGAUCGAUCUUGAUGUGCCUCGCACCAUCAGCAGCCACAUUAUGUUCCGCCGACGUUAUCGAGGAGGCCAGAGAUUGCUCUUCCGGGUUCUGCACGCUAUGUCGUUGUAUUUCCCUGACACUGGGUAUGUUCAAGGCAUGGCAGCUCUCGCAGCAACACUCCUUUCCUAUUACGACGAGGAACAUGCAUUCAUAAUGCUGGUUCGGCUAUGGCAACUCCGAGGGCUAGAACGCCUCUAUAAGCCUGGGUUCGCGGGCUUGAUGGAGGCUCUGAACGACUUUGAGAAAGAGUGGCUUGCAGGUGGUGAAGUUGCUGAAAAGCUGAAUCAAUUAGGGAUUACCCCAACUGCCUAUGGUACACGGUGGUAUCUGACGCUCUUCAACUACUCUAUCCCUUUUCCAGCACAACUUCGCGUCUGGGACGUUUUCAUGCUUCUAGGCGACUGUGAUGAGCCCGACUCGGAACAACCGGGCACUUCCAGGAGUUCAUUCGGAAAGGGCCUGGAUGUCCUACAUGCGACAGCUGCUGCUUUGAUUGAUGGCAUGCGAGAGAUCAUUCUCGAAUCCGACUUUGAAAACGCGAUGAAGGUGCUCACGAGUUGGGUCCCUAUCAAGGACAUCGAACUGUUCAUGCGGGUUGCCCGGGCCGAAUACAAAGUCCAUCGCCAUCGCAAGAAGGCCGGAUAG
Messenger RNA from Rasamsonia emersonii CBS 393.64, 2145 nucleotides. Its product is annotated as TBC domain protein. The transcript has 3 exons. Bases 1 to 2145 code for a protein of 714 amino acids. NCBI's taxonomy places the organism in Eukaryota, Fungi, Ascomycota, Eurotiomycetes, Eurotiales, Trichocomaceae. The record is from RefSeq and is a predicted model, not a curated record.